AUGUUUUAUGCGGCUCGAUGCCAUUUUCGCAGUCAAUGGCAUCAAGGCACAGCCGAUGAUGCAUGCUGUCCUGCUGGAUGCUUCCCAGUUGAAGUGCGUCAUCUAGUCGCCGAGUCAUCCUCCAGGCCGCGACCCUUCGACGGCCUUUGCGCUGCGGUGCUCGCCUGCUACGGUGAAACCUACUGCCCGCUUACGGGUAGCCGCGAGUUACAGGUGUCUCCUCCGCCCCAGCGAGCGGUACCAAGCGGUCCGCAGCCUUCCAUUGACCAUUACCUUGAUAUCAAGGCUACGACUACUUCUACCUCUGAUCCGGUCGCAGGAACAUCGAAUCCUGCACCUGACCACGACCAAGAGGUAGAAGACGCCCCCACUGCGACUGACCCCCCCUCCGAGAAGUGCAUUCCCUCAGAGCCCGCGUACGCAGCUACGUCACACUUGCCUGCCAUCUGCACAUCUUCCGCGAUAUCGACGGCACGCGACACCAUGGACCCACCCGACUUCACGACAGCUACCUUGCCGCACACCUCAGAGUCUAGCGCAGACAACCUUGCACCCGCUGUUCAUCUCUCGGUAGCAGAACCUUCAGUAUCCCUGAUGUCGGAGGGCGACUCUCUACCAACCCCUACGCUCUGCGUGUCCUGCCAGCAGCGACCAGCAUGGCCCUCACAGUUUGCCGCAGCCGAAGUUGAAGCCAACAGCCAUCAAGCGUGGCCAAACUUCCGAGACGCUGCGACUAUGACCGACGCUCCUAAGGACGACAUGCCUGGUCCGCCAAUGACACAACAGACUGCACCUUGUGUACCACUCACACAGGCGGACAACCACCAGGCUGCCUCGACGAACACGGGUACGCCAGCCGACCUUCUGAUAGAGCCCCCGCCUACUUGGUCUCACGACCGCCCUCCGGUGUCCUUGAAGGGUGACACGACCUCGCAACAAUCCACCUUGAAUUCAGACGUGCCCCUUGCCACAGCCCGGGCGUCCUCUAUGGCGGUGGCGCAUCGGCCGACCAGUCGCUGUGGACCUGCUUGCCUGCCGUGA
Molecule: messenger RNA, 1041 nt
Organism: Rhipicephalus microplus (southern cattle tick)
Lineage: Eukaryota; Metazoa; Arthropoda; Arachnida; Ixodida; Ixodidae
Product: mucin-2-like
Source: RefSeq, a predicted model, not a curated record